CCUGUUCAUGCGAGGAUUGAUUCAACAUGAAACUAAGCAAAGACGUUUCCACUUCCUCAAGUCUGCCGCAGAAUGUACAUCACGAGCGAAUCGUAUCUCUGGAACUCUCCGAGGAUUCCAUCAAAUCAGUCCACCAAGCAGAGAAGCUACAAGGGAUUGGAGGUGAGACAAAGAAGAGACUACAGACCUACAGUGUUGAGGGCGAGUUGGAUGAUGGUCCACCUAAACUUGGGAAAUUUGUCAGUUCAGCUGGUGCCAUACUACUGGCUUUGUUGGAGUCUACAGAGAAAGCCUUGGCAGAUGACCACAGGCAGGAGGAAGUGGUUCUGGUCCCAGAGCCUGAGGUCAAAAGUCGUGCCCGGCAGUUGUCAGAGGAGCGAUUUCUGAAAGAUUAUCAUGAUGGUCUGUGCGCCGCCUGGUGGAGAAUGGAGGUACUAAUUAAGCGGGACUUGGUGAAGAGAAGAACGUUACACAAACAGCCUGUGUACCAGCUCCUACCCCUGGGAAUAGAAACGGCCUGCCGUGUUAAAACACAUUUCACCUACCCCAUAGGCUCAGACCCAUGCCAAAAAGCAGUUAAAACUGAAGGUCCGAAAAACUUCCUGUAUACCAACGACAAAGGGGGCGAUGGGGUAAUAUUGCAAGUGGACCACAGAGAACUUGGUGGUGAUCGGCUGGGUCUAGGUCAGCUGUGUGACCUACUAUCAGUGGAGGGUCUGACUUAUAGAACACGACAGCUGACGACUGGAGACUACCAGUGGGGGUGGCGAUGUGACGGACAGGAACGUAUCCUUCCUUGCGUAGCCGAGCGUAAACGUGUAGAUGACAUGGCUCGGACCCUGAAAGAGGGACGGUUCUGGACACAGGUAACCAAGAUGAAGGGAUUUAAGUCUGAGUUUGAGGAGAAGGGUGUGGCUUGUGUUGUACACUACCUAGUGGAAGGAAACCCGGAGAAGUAUGUUGUUCAAUGUGCUGAUGGCUGUCAUGGAGUCGGCAGAUGUGGCCAUCCUUCCCUUCAACAGGUCAAGUGUGCAUUCCGAGACUUAGCUGGCGAUACUGACUUGGUUACCCAGGCAACAGAGGACCUUCAGGCUACAGUGGCUGUCAUCGCAUCUAUAACUACCGACCUUCAGCAGAGAACGAGAAAAGGAGAGUUCGACCAUCUUGUUGCCAUGGAGCUUGACCAGUCCUCUGAGUCAACAAAUAAAGUUACUACACCUUUAAAAUGUGAUGAAUUCAGGGGGUCAAAGGUCACAAUGAGAGAAAAGGUCGUUUGUGUGGAUAGUGACAGCAAUGAUUCUCUUGACGUCAGAUUAUAUUCUCAAAGGUCAUUAGGGUCAAAGGUCAAACUGGAAGAAAGGUCACAUGGAAGAGAACCCAAUAGUAACUUCAUCACUGUCUUUAAAUAGAUAUUGUAAGGAAAAUACUCCGCCACCAUGUCACAAGUUUUCUAGUCUAAAGGCAACACAACGAAACACUGCCAUUUGUGGUGACAACGAUGACGAGUAUGAGGAUAAUCUUGAUCUUGAAAAUACAUCUGGGCAUCACACAUGUUCAAAAAUGGCAAAUAAAACAUAUUCUAGUCAAGCAUUUCAAGCAAGGUCCGUCUCUGAUUUGAACAUGGCAGGCCAUGGCUCCUGUAAGAUGGAUGACCAUGUAGUGAGUCCCUCUAACAGGACUUCCUCUGAAUCCUCUAGGAGACGAGAUUUACCUCCCCUGGAACCCCUAGUACAGUAUCACUGUAUGGGGUCCUAUUCUGGCCCCUCGCCUUCCAAGAGGUCUAGGGAGACAUCAGGGGCUGUUUACAAACCGAAGAUGACCAGCUUGUCCAACAGUGGGGGUGCCUACAGACCAGGUACACCUGAUGAGAUGGAUUCAUUUGAGAGAGAAUCGACCACAUCUUAUAGACCCAAAAUCUCACCUAACCAAAAGUCAACGGAUAUUCAGCCGCCAUCUUUUAGGGCAAAAAUCUCCCUCAAACAAAAGUCGAGGGAUAUUUACCGACCAAAUACAACAGAUAAGACAAAUUUGUUUCAAAGAACAUCACGAAACUCUCCAAUCAAUAAAUAUAGACCUAAAAUAUCCACAAGUCCGACAGAAAGAGAUGAGAGCAGACCGUAUACGACAUCUUUCCCGCCUGAACGUGAUGAUGUUGAAUCAUACUCAAAUAAAACAAACAUGUAUCGACCAAAAUUUGUCGCAAACAGGGAUGAAGGGGAUUUAUGUAAACCUAGUUCAUCCAAUGGAGGUGAAUAUGAGAAUACGUCCCACACAUGGAAUACCUGUCCACCUAACGUGUACCCCAGUUUUAGACAAACAGGUGGACUAAAGCCUUCCUAUGAGCAUGAGAAAACGUCUAACUGUGAAAAGUAUGGAACUUAUUCCAGUGAAAUCCUUGAUGCUUCCAGUGCUAAAGAUUUCUGUGGGUACAAAUCACCUGUAGACAGUUUUGGGAAAAGGAAAAUAGUUAACCUCAAUAAGACUAGACAAAUCAAAUAUGUCGGACAACAAAUUUCAGCAAAUAAAUCUGGUAAGAAGAAAGCUACAGGCUGGAAGAUGUCUGAAGUUCUUCACAGUAAUGAGUGGCCGGAUGUGGACAGUUCUGAUAGUGCUAAUGAAGAGGAUUUAGAUAUGAUUGUUGAACGCAAACCUGUCCUAAGGGAGACAACUCCUAAAUCCAAGGUUAGGUUAGAUACAGGUUCUGACAGUGACAGUUUGCCUUAUGUUGGUCUAGGGCAGGAUGAGGAUUACGAUUCUGAUGACCUUCCAGAUCCAACAUGGCAGCCAACCUCCAGUAAAGGUCAAGGUCAUCAUAGAGCUUUACUACCCCAAACCAGUCCGAUAAAUUCAUUAUCGCAUGAGGUGAAAACAAAACGUAGUUCUGGUCACGGUCGUGGCGGUUCACCAGGAUGUUCUUCAGCAACUAAAGGACAAGGGAAUUCUAGUCAAAGUGAAGAUAAAAUCCGAUUGGUCAGUUCUGUCUUACCUCAUGUGCCACGGAUCCAAAUUAUGUUAUCAUUAGAACGUCACGGUUGGAAUGUUGACCUGUGUGUGGCGAGUCUGCUGGAUAAUAUAUCUUAAUGAUACUUUGAUGACAGCAGUUCAAUAAUUCACAUUAGGCAACUUCAUUAGUAAAUUUGACAAUACAAUAAAAAACAAUUGAGUGUGGGCGAUGUAAUAUUUUUUUCAAAUGGGUCAUAUUUUUUUGUUUUUUUAACUACAUUUCUGCUUUUAAAAAAGACAUGCAUUUUUUGCAUAAACUGUGAAACUCUUUUUUGUAAUUUCUACUUCAAAGGAAUUCAUUUUUCUUGUUUUUACUAGCAGCAUUUAUACUCGGAUUUUAGCAACCAUGUUUAAAAUAAUUCAUAUCAAAAGUUUAUGUUAACUUUAAAUCUGUUAAAGAUCAAUAAUUUAAAGGUAAAUGAAUAAAUAUUGUUAUGUAUUCAUAUUUAUGUGGAAAUGCAACAAUAUGAAAAGUCAUCCAGUAUGUGGCCAUUAUGACAUCAUAAGCAAUAUUUCAAUGCAGAUCGGUAAUUCAAUCUUCAGAAUCAAGUUAUCAGUAAUCAUGAAUUUCUUAAUUUUAUUUGAAGUGAAUAAAUAACUAGAUAAGAAAGCAAAAGAUCUAGAAAUGUGAAUAUGGGAGCUACACUGCCCAGCUUUGGUAAUAUUUGUUGAAAUAUUUCUCUUAAUAUUGAAACAAUAAUCCAUAUACAAUGUACAUGUAAUAUAUUUGGAUAGUGUUGAUGGUGUGACACCUAAGAAAAUAAAACCUAUCUAGUAA
Molecule: messenger RNA, 3781 nt
Organism: Pecten maximus
Lineage: Eukaryota; Metazoa; Mollusca; Bivalvia; Pectinida; Pectinidae
Exons: 10
Coding region: 27-1409 (460 amino acids)
Biological process (GO): resolution of meiotic recombination intermediates; mitotic intra-S DNA damage checkpoint signaling; DNA catabolic process
Cellular component (GO): nucleus; Holliday junction resolvase complex
Molecular function (GO): crossover junction DNA endonuclease activity; 3'-flap endonuclease activity; DNA binding
Source: RefSeq, a predicted model, not a curated record